Molecule: messenger RNA, 6722 nt
Organism: Lytechinus pictus (painted urchin)
Lineage: Eukaryota; Metazoa; Echinodermata; Echinoidea; Temnopleuroida; Toxopneustidae
Exons: 2
Coding region: 227-5239 (1670 amino acids)
Biological process (GO): DNA integration; proteolysis
Molecular function (GO): nucleic acid binding; aspartic-type endopeptidase activity
Source: RefSeq, a predicted model, not a curated record
AGCAUCAGAAUUUUCACGUUCAUGAAUUAACGGAGGUGCUGCAGUUCGUCGCCUUUUAUGUCCAAAUUUCAGCAAUGUUCAUUUGUGUCCCAUCAUAGAAAUUGAAUAAAAUCUACAAAUCUACUGUAGAAAUAUCUCAAUUCCAUGGUUCACAUCUCGGCUUGUUCUGUACUAUCCAUAAAUUCAAUUUCUUGGCAUACUCCGGGAAUAGUACAAGAAGGACAAGAUGGCUGAAAGAGCAGGCGAACUGAAGGUGAAGCGGAGGUCGGCAAAGGGGAAGUUCACAAGGACUUUGAAUCAAGUUAAGGCCCUGAUUGACAGUGAAAGAUCCAGCAAAGAGGUUGAUGAGGGCUUUCAGGAAUGUCAGAAAUGCUACAAGGAUCUGGAAGAGAAGCAUGACGUAUACUGUGAGCUUCUUGAUGAUUCGGCAUAUGAAUCAGAGCAGGCAUGGAUAGAAGAUUGCAUGAAUAACUUCAUGCAAGUGAAAGCGAAGGUUUGUGACUACCUCGAAAACAAUAGCAUUGGAAAUAUCAGCUCUGGAGGAGUAAGAAAUGCAACUCAAUGUAAGGUGCAGGUUGAAAAACCUAAGUUACCCAGGUUUUCAGGAGAUAUUAGAGAAUAUCAAACUUUUAAGUCCGACUUCAAGCAUCUCAUUGAAACCAGAUAUGCCGAAAGGGAUUGCAUAACAAUUAUGCGUACUAGCCUGCAAGGGAAACCACUGGAAAUAAUUCAAGGGAUAGGAACCGACUAUCAAGCAGCAUGGGAGCAACUUGAUAUCAUUUACGGUGAUCCGAGGAAUCUAGCCGAUGCUAUCAUAUCUGACAUCACAAAGUUCAAGAACUUGAAGGACGGUGAGGAUGCAAGGUUCAUCGAGUUUGCCGGAUUAGUUAGGAGGAGUUACAACACUCUGAAACAGAUAAAUAAGGAAGAGGAUAUGAACAAUUCUCAUAUGUUGGCGUUGAUAGAACGGAAGCUUACAAAUGAAGAUCGUAAGAUUUGGUUACGUCUGCAGAGGUCACCCACUUUAAAGGGCUUGAUGGAUUGGAUGAGCGAGGAACUACAGACUCGCAUUCGGGCGACUGCAUCCAUUCGAGAAGGAAUGUCAGGUAACAGGACCAAGCAAGGUGCAUCCAUACACCAAGUUAUGAACCAAGACGAAGGCAAUGAUGUGGUUCGUAAGCAUGACUUUAAGUGUUGGCACUGUAAAUCCAAUGAUCACUGGAUUGAUAAGUGUCAAAUGAUUAUCAGAAUGAGCCAACCAGAAAGGUACGACUUGAUGAAGGCGAACAGAGCGUGCUUUAGCUGUCUGAAGCGGGCCAGCAAGGAACACCGCAUGACCACAUGUAGACGAAGAAGGAAGUGCGACCAAUGCCCCUCAUAUCAUCAUCCUUUGCUGCAUUCAACAAUCGAAAAAAGGGAGUCUACAGUGGACGUGGCAAGUAUCGGAUCAAGUGAGACUCUGUUACCAAUACUGUCAGUCAAGGUUCGAGGUACGAAGGGAGCGGUCAUUGGUAACUGUUUGUUGGACUCUGGGUCUCAAGUGACACUCAUCAGGACGGAGAUUGCAAAGACGCUUAAUCUAGAGGGUGAUCCAAUCCAAGUCGUGAUCACAAAAGUUGGCGGAGACAGAGAGACUGCUGAUUCCAAGUUAUAUCGGGUUAAGCUUGAGUCUUUGGAUACCCAUAAAGUCAUUGUGGUACAAGCUAUCGGACUAGAUGUCAUCAACGAUAACAUCACAGGUGUUAAUGUUAGAGAGUUAGCAAGAAUUUUCCAUCUUGACAAACUCUACAGAGGUUCUGGACCAAUUGAUCUACUCAUCGGUGCCGACUAUGCAAAACUUCAUCUUGGGGAUGGAAAGCCAAGAGAGAGAGGACAUCUAGUUGCUAAGCGAACGCCACUAGGCUGGGUGGUGUUUGGUGGUAAACCAGGCCAGAAGGGUGGAAACGUACUUAAUGUACAAGUUAUCAGAAAUCCCAUUGAUCUGCAGGAUUUUUGGACGACAGAGUCUAUGGGAGUGGCCUGUCCAGAUAAGGAGGUAGAUGAACAGAAGUUUAUCAUCAAGGCUUGUCAGAAGAAAGGACAACAGUGGCUGGUUCCAUAUCCAUGGCAGAGAAACCCAAAGGAACUGCCAGACAACAAGGUACUGGUGGAAAAAAUGCUCUGUGCUACAGAGAAAAUGUUGCUGAAGGAUGCCGAGCAUGCCAAAGCCUAUGAUAAUCAAAUCAAAGAAAUUGUACAGAUGGGUUUCGCAAGGAAAGUGACAAAUGAGGAAAUGGAGUCGUAUGAGGGCCCUGUGCAUUAUAUUCCUCAUCAUGCAGUGUUGCGACCGGAAAAGAAGAGUACACCGAUAGGAAUUGUCUUCAAUUCCUCUUCAGUGUAUGCUGGCAAGUGUCUCAACGACUUCUGGAUGAAAGGCCCUGACCUCUUAAAUAACUUGUUUGGAGUCAUCCUACGUUUCCGGGAGAGGUCAGUAGCAGUUUGUGCAGAUAUCUCAAAAAUGUACCACAUGGUGCUAAUACCCAAGUCUGAUCAGCACGUACACAGGUUUUUAUGGAGGAACUUGCAAGUGAACAGAAAGCCUGAUACGUAUGUGAUGCAAGUCGUGACGUUUGGAGAUAAGCCGGCUCCAGCAAUGGCGCAGACAGCACUGAGACUCACUGCAGAAGAAGGCCGCGCUCAGUCUCCAGAGGCUGCAGAUGUAUUGAAAAGAGAUACAUACAUGGAUGACAUCUGCACAUCUACAGAUACGAUAGAGCAAGCUAAAGCCUUAACCAAGGACAUUGACAUGAUUCUUGCUGAUGGUGGGUUUAAGGUGAAAGGCUGGACUUCCAACAUACAGCUAAAAGGUCCAGAGGUAAACGAAACGAAGAAAACUAUGAUGGAAAGUCUAGCAGAGGAGAAGGUGCUAGGAGUCUUCUGGGAAAGAGAGAAGGAUGAGUUCUCUUACAGAGUGAAAAUUGACAAGUUCAUAGAUAAGAGACUAACCAAGAGAAUCAUCCUCAGUCAGGUUGCCCGAAUCUUCGAUCCGAUUGGCUAUACAGCACCGUUUGUCAUCCGGGCAAAAAUUGGACUACAGCAACUAUGGGAAAAUGGCUAUGACUGGGAUGCAGUUCUUCCAGAUGAAUGUCAAAUGGAAUGGAAAAGAUUCUUUCAAGAAAUGGAAGAGCUCAAGGAGGUAACAUUUGAAAGAUGUCUGACUCCGAAAGAGGCAGUGGGUAAGCCGCUGCUCUGUAUCUUCAGUGAUGCUUCGAUGCAUGCCUUCGGAGCGUGUGCAUACCUGAGGUGGGAAAUGGAUGGUGGAGGCUACAUGACUAGAUUUGUGGCAGCAAAAUCACGAGUGGCACCACUCAAGCCACUAACAGUUCCACGCCUUGAGCUUCAGGCUGCAGUUCUUGCGAGUAGGUUAUAUAAGACGAUAUUGGAGGAGCUGAGGAUUGAAAUUGAGGAUGUCAUUUUAAUGACAGACAGUACGAUCGCCCUCUCGUGGAUUAGAGGUAGGGCAAAAACCUUCAAGACGUUUGUUGCAACAAGAGUGGGAGAAAUCCAGACCAGCACAGACCCCAGCAAAUGGAGACACAUCUCUGGAGAAAGCAACAUAGCAGAUGUGUUAUCAAGAGGACUGAAGGCAAGUGAGCUGGUGGGGUCAUGGCAACGGGGUCCAGACUUUCUUCAAAAGUCAGCAUCUGAUUGGCCCGACGAAGUCAAGGUUCGUGAGGACCUUCCUGAUGUUGAGAAGGAGAGGCGUAACGAGAAGACAGUUCUAAAUGUGUCUCAGAGUUAUCAUCUGAUUGAUUACGAGAGGUUCUCUAACUGGAGGAAACUGGUCAGAGUAGCAGCAUUGGUGAUAAAGUUUGUAAAGAAACUCAAGGCCAGACGGCAGAAUCAGGAAAAAGAGACCAGUACAAAGAUUACGCCCACAGAACUAGAUGACGGAGAAAAGUACAUCAUCAGAGAUGUACAAAAUGGCAUGGAGUCUCGAAUCAAGAAAGGAGAGCUGAAGUCUUUGAGUCCAUUCAUUGAUGACUACGGCAUCAUACGGGUUGGAGGCAGGAUAGAUAAAGCGAUUACGUCAUUCGAGCAGAAGCAUCCUGCCCUGCUUCCAUAUGGACAUCAUGUUUCAAGACUGAUUACUCGUCAUGUACAUGAGACGAGUCACAGUGGAGUAGCUGCAACCAUGGCAAAGAUAAGACUGAAAUACUGGAUUCUUCAUGGUCACAAACUUGCCAAGACAGUUAAGUAUAGAUGUACCAGGUGCAGAGUGUUUCAGCACAAGACAGAGACCCAACAGAUGUCAGACCUACCAAAAGAGAGAUUGGCCCCAAGUACACCACCAUUCCACUUCACUUCAUGUGAUUAUUUCGGGCCGCUAACGGUGAAAGUGGGACGUAACAAGACAUCAAAAUAUUAUGGGGUGAUAUUCACCUGCUUGAACACUCGUGCUGUUCAUCUGGAACUGGCAGUGGAUUGCAGUACGAUGGAAUUCAUACAGGUGCUAAGACGUUUCUUCUCUAUCAGAGGACAACCAACGAUGAUCAUGAGCGACAAUGGUACCCAGUUCAUAGGUGCAGAACGAGAACUAAGGAAGAUGACGGACGGAAUGUCUGACAACGAGCUGAAGGACUUUUGUGCAGAGAGAGGCACUACAUGGAAGUUUGUAACUCCAGGGGCACCACAUCAAAACGGGUGCGCUGAAUCUUUGGUCAAGAGCUGCAAGCAUGCAUUGAAAAGGGCGAUAGGUGAUCAAGUGUUGUCGCCUUUUGAACUGUAUACAUGCUUAGUGGAGGUAUCGAAUCUUGUCAACCAAAGACCUAUCGGCCGACUUCCAACUGAUCCAGACGAUGGCAGCUAUAUCUCACCGAACGACAUACUUCUAGGACGAGCUUCGAGGAGCGUAGCGCAAGGCCCAUUCUUGAAGACGCGAAAUCCAAGACACAGAGUGGAACUGGUUCAGCGCAUUGUAGAUUCUUUCUGGCAACGGUGGACAAGGGAUGUUUUGCCACUGUUAGCUCCAAGACGGAAGUGGAAUGUUCAUCGACGCAAUGUCUGCGUUGGGGAUGUAGUAAUGCUCGCCGACAUGAACUCUAUACGCAGCAAGUGGACAAUCGCUCGCGUGAUUGAAGUUUACCCAGGUGACGACGGUAAAGUGCGGAAUGUGAAAGUAAAGACUAUGAAUUCCGAAUAUCGUCGUCCAGUAACCAAGUUAGCAGUAAUCUACCCUGUUGAGGGAUACGAAGAUUAGUACAUAAGGAUUGUAAGUUUUGAAACAAUUUAUCUGUAGCGCGAAUUUGGCUGAUUUUUGUUUGUUUCAAUUUGUAAUGAGGACAAUCCCCUCAUUGGGCGGGGAGGAUGUUUUGGUAAGAAGCUGAAUAUAUGAGAAAAUUUAAUCCUUCAGAAAGGCUAAAUUGGAGAGAAGAUUAAACUUUGGAAAAAAGUGAUUUGUUUUGGAUUAAACGCCAUAUAAAUAUUGUAACGUUUGUUUUAAUUAUUUAUCUCAAAGAUACCUUAGCAAAUUUGUCAACACGUCAAUUUACAGCAGUGCGCUAUCUUCAGCAUCAGAAUUUUCACGUUCAUGAAUUAACGGAGGUGCUGCAGUUCGUCGCCUUUUAUGUCCAAAUUUCAGCAAUGUUCAUUUGUGUCCCGUCAUAGAAGUAAGUUUCGUAGAUUAAUCAGAUAAUAGGGGAGAUAAUGUGUUGAUUAUAUAAUUAUGACAAAAAACUCAAAGAGAGUUAUUGACGAAAAACAGAAGUAAAAAUUCAUUAUAAAUGUACACGUGAAAAGAGGUUGAAGUUAGAAGACAAUUUUUUGGCUCAAAAGGCUCGUGUGAAAUCUAAUCACAAUUGUCUUAAAUGCAUAUAACUGAAAUUUGUGUUAUAAAGUAAAAGUUUCAAGAUGUCUAAAAUCUGAAUAUUUAAUUAAUGAAAAGCUUCAGUUGAAAGCUUUGUUUAGUUUUUUGGAAGCAACUGGUUAUGUUGGAAAAUGUGAAUAUAAACAUUUCCAGGAAGUUUAGUUCGGUUUGGAUUCAUAAUCUAAGCAAAAGCAUGAAAAUACAAGACUUCUUUUUUAGUGAGAAUGAAGAGACAAAAUAUCUGGGUUAUUUUCAUAUUACAAAGAUUAUAUUGUAUUUUAAAGCAUAUCUAUGCUUAAGACAAGUUGUUCAUUGUGAGGUGAAAGUGCAUAAAUAUAGAUCUAUACAAAAGGAUACAAAAACAUGGUCAUGAGUCUGAUACAUGAACGUUUGGUGAACUCAUGAAGUGUAUUUUGAAGAGGUAGAAAUAAGUUUCUGGCAAAACUAGUUUUGGUUCAUGAAUAAUUGCAUGUGCAUUUAAUUUAGAGAAAACCAGUUUUAAAAGCUAUUAGGGAUUUGUUUCGGCAUAGUUGGACUCAACUAUGCGUUGUUGGCGCCCUGCCAAAAUUGGGCAUUGAUUUUUUAUGCCUUUUAUAUAAGGAGUGAUUUUGAUAGAAAAUAAUAUUGUCUGCUACAUUCAGACUUUCAGUUGGUUUAUAUUAGUCUUAAUCCAUGCUUUUACUAUAAACAAUGAAAGUCAAUCUUGGUCAGAAUAUUUAGUAAUACUUUGAUGGACAAAUGUAAAUGCAUCAAGACCAGGUUACACAAGAUAUUCAUAUUUAAGUGCAUGUUUUAAUUCAGGAUGAGAUGACUCAAAAUAUGCUGUUUUGUUUUAUCAUUUCAGAUUGAAUAAAAUCUACAAAUCUACUGUAGAAAU